Molecule: messenger RNA, 321 nt
Organism: Penicillium cataractarum
Lineage: Eukaryota; Fungi; Ascomycota; Eurotiomycetes; Eurotiales; Aspergillaceae
Exons: 2
Coding region: 1-321 (106 amino acids)
Source: RefSeq, a predicted model, not a curated record
AUGAACUAUCAGGUGUUCCCCGACAAGAAUGCUACUGAUGAAGAGUUUGAGACUCCUAGCAAAACCUUCGCCAAAAUCGUCUCGGAAGACAAAGAACGGCAGAUGCAUCUAAAGCAAGAGAAAGUCCCUUUCUUUUUGCAGAAUAAGGAUCGGAAAGUUAUUAAAGCUCACUAUGAGAAGGAGAAAAAGACAGGGCAAGAGAUUUGGCCAGCAAAGCGAGCGAUGCACGGUACAGAAGCGGACUUGAUUAGCAAAGCAGAUGAGGAACUACAUAGUUAUGCUCUGGAUUGGCUUGUGGGCGGAAAAAAGAGCAUCUCGUAG